UAACCAUUGUUGUUGACGUGUAAAUGAACGUUGAUUGCGAAGGGCUCAGGGGGCCAUAAAAACAUAAGCAAAUUGUCAAUAACUCCUGUUUUCUGUGCUAAAAGUUAAACAAGUUUAUUACCUACCUUUAUUUAUAAUGAAUUACUUUUUAUAACGAUUAUAGCGCGCAUGGUCUGAUAGCAAAUUCUUGUUGACAUUUCAAAAAUUAUAUAUUCAAGAUUUCCCUCUUUCAUGGUAGUCGGUGUUGCGGUUUGUUGACUACUUGGUGGCCGUUUAUAGUGUAGUGCAAGGAAUCGACAUGCUUGAAGGUUACGGACCCGUGGCACAAGCCUUCUUCGGCACCCUUUUCACAUGGUCUCUGACAGCGGCAGGGGCCGCUGUUUGCUUAUUUGUACGAGGCUCACAGAGAAAACUACUGGAUGCCAGUCUAGGUUUUGCUGCAGGCGUAAUGACUGCAGCUUCCUUCUGGUCUCUUCUGGAACCUGCUUUGGAACAGGCUGCCUCAUCUAAGAGGUAUGGAGAAAAUGGCGAGUUCGCCUUUAUUCCAGUCGGAGCCGGUUUUCUCUUGGGAGCCUUGUUUGUGUUUGGUGCCGAUAGGCUGAUAACAGUGCUGGGGGUGCAUUCACCAAAUAUGAUGUUAGCGUUAAAUACACCAAGUAGUCGAAGAGACAGUCGUCGUAGUAGCGCGCGCAGAGAUUCACACUACAUUCCCGACACGGCUACCAUUGAGGGAUUCACAGAAACAGGAGGAGCGCUGCAUCAGAGAAAGGGGGUAGGUAUAAAGUCUGUAGUAGUACAGAAAGAUAUUGAAGAUAAAGUUCGUAUGCAGAGUUUCGACGAAACGGACGAUUGCAACAUCGAGGAGAUCCAGAACGGCCAGUGGAAGAGGAUUAUUUUGUUGGUUGUCGCUAUCACCGUUCACAACAUUCCAGAGGGUUUGGCUGUUGGUGUCGGCUUCGGGGCCAUAGGAAGUUCGCCGUCUUCGACAUUAGAGAAAGCCAGAAAUCUUGCAUUUGGCGUUGGUAUCCAGAACUUUCCUGAAGGAUUAGCCGUAAGUUUACCGCUGCAGGCAGCUGGUUUUUCAACAUGGAGAAGUUUAUGGUAUGGCCAACUCAGUGGCAUGGUGGAGCCCAUCUUUGGUGUUUUUGGAGCGUUUGCUGUAAGCUUCGCUGAACCUGUUCUUCCAUACGCUCUUGCUUUUGCUGCUGGUGCUAUGAUUUACGUAGUAGUAGACGACAUCAUUCCCGAGGCCAAUACUGAAGGAAAUGGUAAACUAGCCACAUGGGGAGCAGUAAUAGGAUUUUUGGUGAUGAUGGCUUUAGAUGUAGGACUUGGAUAACAAACAGACCAUUCUUUAGCUGUAAAUAUGACUCUAGAUCAAUUUUUGGAUUUUAUUUGACGUUAUUUUAUUAGGGAAAAUUAUAUAAAAUUAUACAAUUUUAGAUGUAUACCCAGUAUACUAUAGUUAUCUAUUUUCGUAGGCAGUUAAAGGGCUUAGUAAGUACUAGUUGAUUUUCUAUUUUUACAUAAGUAUUAGUGUUAAAGUGUAUAUUAUACUAUUUAAAUCAACAGAAUGGAGAUUUGACGUUUUUUAUGUACUAUUUUCUAAAAAAUCGGAAGUUGAAUUUAGUAGAGAAAAACUUAAGAAAAACUGAGAACACUGUUAUACCUAAUUCAUACGAUGAGCAACACAUUAGAUUUAUAAUUCUUUAGGUUGUAUAAGGCUCAAUAUCUUUCAUAAUUUCUGCUCUUUUGUAUUAUCUUCCUCUGUGUUUUGUGCGAAUAGUUGUCCUGUAUUUCGAAUCCAUUCGAGAUUUCUUUUUAAUAGCGUUGCUUAUUUCUUAACCUUUUUGAAUCCUAAGACUAAUUUAUAUAUUCCUAACUCUGUUGGUCCAAAAGAUAUUUUUAAAAUGCCUCAAUAUAAUAUUGAAAAAAAAAAUUCACUAUCCUCAAAUUAGAAUAAUUCUGUCGUAAUUAUUGUCUACGUCCUGAUUUAUUUUCUGGCCAUUCUGUAGUACCUCAGUGACCCUAUUUAUUAAAAGAGUUGUAGAUUUUUUAGUAGAUAUAUGACGAACAAUAGAUAAUAAAAUCUUAAUUUCUUCAUUCUUUUGAUUUAAAAUUAGGUCGAGAGCCAGCAACUUAAGCUUUAGGGUAUAAGAGUACCAUAGGUACUGGAAUAUCAUAGAUCUGGACCCCGCGUACCAAAAAAAGUUGAUUAAUAGCAAGCUGAAAAGUUGUUAAUAACUUAACGGUGUCUAGUCGGAUAAACUUUGAUGUAAGGGAACACUGGAACAGGGGAAGUUUUAAUUGUGGAACAGGUUAAAAAUUUGGAACGUCAGACUACGAAAACGUCCCAUGUAUUUUGUCAGACAGAACUUACAAUUGAUUUGUUACCCUUUCAUUAAACUCUCAUGCAAAAAUCUGACUGCUAUUUAUCACCUGUCAUAAUUUCUGUCAUUUGACUUGUUCUACGUGUCGGACUUAUUAAAAUGCCCAGUUGGUGAUACAUACCAGUCUGAUUUUUGCAUGAGAGUUUAAUGAAAGGGUAACAAAUCAAUUGGAAGUUCUGUCCGACAAAAUACCUUGGACGUUUUCGUAACCUGAGGUUCCAAAUUUUUAACCUGUUCCACAAUUAAAACUCCCCUGUUCCAGUGUUCCCAUACAUCAAAGUUUGUCCAACGAGACGCCGUUAAGCUAUUAACAAAUUUUCAGCUUGCUGUUAAUCAACUUUUUUUUGGUACACUUUGCGUCAUAUAAAACUGGUACACUUUUUUUUCGCAAUGUAAACCUGUGUUCAGACUGACAAUUAUUGUCAGUGAAUCACUUCGUUGUUGCCAUCACAGAUAACGGAAUUGCACUAAAUCUAAAUACAAAAAAAUUACGUUUAAAAUGUAUAUUUCGAAUUGUAAUACAUAUAUUUAAAUUCCACACUUGUUCACUGUAAAAGUUAUUCAUUUUGUAUUAAUUUCAAAUUAAAUUUUUAAUUAUUCUACACAACUUAAUGCAGUUUUGUCCUACAAUUUACGAGAAACCAAUCACACCUCUCGAUUUGACAUUAAACAUAAUAAUUUAAAGUCAUGUCAAGAUUAUUUAUUAUCUAUCAUUAUUUUUGAAUUGAAAUAUUUUCAUAAAUUAUAAUAAAACACGAAUCAAUGUAUGGAUACUUAAUUGAGAUGACGGAAAAUUACAAUUGUUUUAGUUUUUAGUAUAUUAAAAAAUGCAGUCUGUCGCACAGACCCGUUUUUACCUAGUUUGAUAUAAUAUUUUCGUUGAACUGGCAACGUUGCCCUAGAAACCAGAAUGACACUUGUGACAAGAUCAACUUACACAACUUAAAAAACACGAUUUUCAAUUAUAAGAGUUGUACCAGUUUUUUUGACGCGAAGUAUACGUAGGACCAGGCCUAUCAGUUCUGCGUUUUACUUAUUCAACAAAAAAGACGAUCCUAAAAUACUGUUUUACACGCCACAUCAUUUUUUGUACAAUAUUGACAAUACGUCAAACUGUACUGACUCAUGUCAGAUUUAACGUUUCUGUAGUGUUGCCAUAUCGUAAAUCUUAAGUAGCUACUCCAGUAACAUUUUUGUGUUCCAAGAGAUUCGGUGGCAAACAGAUCCUUAGUUAUAUUAUUUUAGUAGUUAGUUAUUGCAGUUUUUGUGUUAAUAAGAACUUUUUAAAAAGUUCACUUCAUAUUCUACACAUUUUUUUAUAACCGACCAUAGCUUUUUCCAUGAUGAUUGGAUUAAUUCAGGUUAAACAGGGUUCCAGUAGAUCCAAAGAAAUGAAGAUCUAUAAAUGUUUUAAAUAAUUUAUAUUUCAAAUCUGUUAAGCCACCUGUUCCUCUGUAUAUCAAAAAAUGUAAUUUUGUUAACAAAAUUUCAAUGUCGGACUAGUAGUUUCCAAAACAGUCUGAGCGAUAAAAAAGACUAGAACUUGUGAUUCCAUCUAGUACUUAUUUUUGUACAAGGUACAUUCCAUGUAGUAGUAAUCCCCAAAAUGGAAUGAUGUGAUAUAACUGUAAUGAACGUUUCGGCACAGUUGAACUGCAAAUGUUGAAUAUGUUAAUAAAUCUGUCACGUAAAAAGUUCAGUUUAUUAUAGAGAGUUGUAUUUGUUUUAAGAGUCACUAUUUAGGUUUUUACAAAAACUAAAAAAACUCUAGGUUUUUGUUACAUUAGAAAUACAUUUCCCAUAAUUUACUAUUAACUGCCUUAUUUAUCGAUAUUCCUAAAAAUCUCAAAAAUCUCCGGAAAGGAUGAAAUAAGAAAUAACUAACCAAGAAAUGUUCUGUCUGCAGCUCAACAAAAACACUUAAAACGAACAAAAUUGGAGUUGAAAAAAUUAAAAGGAAUCUUAAAGCGAAUGAAUGAUAUAGAUAAAUUUUGUAAAAAAACUUGUGAUUUCUCUUGAACUUAAAACUUCUGAUUUCUUCUCAUCUUUCCUUUUUGUUUUUUUUUUUUACAACACCAAAUUCAAAAUACUUUUUGGUUCACGAAAGUGAAUUUCACUGAUUUUUUUUAUUAAUAGUGUUAUAUGUUUGUGAAAACAUAGAUAGUGACCGUCGUACACUUUUUUGUAUUUUAUUGUGUCCUAAGAUUACAACAAUAAUUAUUUUUUGUAGUACAUUCAACCAACCUUUUUGAAGAUUAUUUUGUCUUUGCCAAAUCCAUAUAAAACUGAACAGAAUGAACUACAAUUUUAAUUUAAAAUCCUGUCUUGAACAUUUUCUAUUAACGUUUCUUUAUAAAAGUAAAUUUAUUUAUUUUGGAAAUAAGAGAAGCCUUUGAGUCCAUACAAAGAGAAGAGACGAUCUGAAGACAACAUGGAGAUACAGUCCUUGGCCAUAUUAUUAUGACCACCUAUGAAUUUUUACAAAAAUCAACUAUUCCACUAAGUACGUUUUGUUUAAAAUAAUGUUUUUAAAUUUAAUUUUGUUAUGCAAUAUUAAUGUUGUUUAUUAAUUAUAAUAUAUUUAAUAAUAAAAAGCAAUAAAAUAUUUGAAAAUAUUACAUAUUUAUAUUUUUUUAAUAUUUUGUUAAACUUCUGACCUUAAUCAGAUGGAAAAUAUUUGGGAGCUUUUAAAACGAGAAAUUUCCGAUGAAAAGGUCACCAACGAAAUUGUUUUGAUCAAAGAACUAAUAUAUCGUUGAAAUCACAAUGACAAAUUGAAGCAAAAAAAAUUUAACUGCAUUCAAAGUAUGCCAAGACGGGUACUAGCGGUAAUCAAAGUUAGAGGGGGCUCAGCAAAGUAUAAAAAAAUACAAAUAUGUGAUAUUUUCAAAUGAUUUAUUACUGUUUAUUAUUAAGUGUAUUAUAUUUAAUAAUAAACACCAAUUAAACAUUCAAAAAUAUCACAUAUUUUUAUUUGUUCAAUAUUUUGCUCGGCCCCCUUUAACUUUCAUUACCGCUAGCAGUGGCGGCUCGUGGUAAUUUAAGGAGGGUGUUCAAUUAAAGAAUGUAAUUAUACAAACGGUGAAUAAGCGCCGCAGGCGAAAAAUUUUUGGGGCCUCGACAAAAGAUGUUCUGUAAAAUGAAAUCUAUCUUUGACCCGAUUAGUUUGGAUGUCACACACUUUUUUUGUUUUGUGCAGAAUAUGAUACCUACUGAAUGAUGACGCUUCUUCGGUGGUGAAGGUGCAGGCAGAAGUUACGAAUAUUGAAAUGGCUUUGUCAAAACUGUUUAAAAAUCCGUUUAUUUUAACGGCAUCCAAAGACCGAGAUUGAAAUUACAGUUUUAUUCUUUGAAAACACUAAACAUGGAAAACAAAAUAAAGAAUGUAGUUUAUCACACCCAUAUAAUCACAAAGUUUUUCUAUAUUGUUCAACUUUAAAACAAUGUUUAAACUUUUUGUUUCUUAUUGCACAUUCUUGUACCAAGUUUAUCUCCGGCCAAGUUAGUCCAUUCUUUUUAUAAGAAGUCGAUUUUUAAAACUAUUUGCAUUUUCUUUUAUAAACGUCACUGAAUAAGGCUCCAUCCUAAAAAACUACCUACCAAUAUUGUAUUUAAUAAAAUCCCACAACAGAAAAUGCCAAACUGUGAAUCGAAACGCUUUGCCCCGGUCUCUGUGUGCAGUGCACAAAUGGUCAAUGUUUUAAGAUAGGAGAAUCCCUGGUUCACGGAUUUAAGAGCUCUCGUUCUUCUAUAGGGUUACUGUAUAGUGGCUGGGUUCAAUUUGAAUUCUGCACUUACCACGUGCAUCUAGCGUAGCGGUGUUGUGCAAAUAAAUUAUGUGAUUAAUAAAUACAGUUAGUUAUAUUUUAAUGAUACUAUGAUAUUUAUGAGAUUUAAGAAAAAAUAUUUUAAUGACAUUUAUGAGAUUUUUAAAAAUAUGUAUUUUAAUGAAAUUUGAUUGGGUGUUCACUGCACAAGUGAACCAAUGGAGAAACCGCCCCUGACCGCUAGUACCCGUCUUGGCAUACUUUGAAUGCAGUUAAUUUUUUUUUGCUUUAAUUUGUCAUUGUGGUUUUAACGAUAUAUUAGUCCUUUAAUCAAAACAAUUUCGUUAGUGACCUUUUCAUCGGAAAUUUCUCGUUUUAAAAGCUCCCAAAUAUUUUCCAUCUCAUUAAGGUCAGAAGUUGAACAAAAUAUUAAAAAAAUAUAAAUAUGUAAAAUUUUCAAAUAUUUUAUUGCUGUUUAUUAUUAAAUAAUAAUAUAUUAUAGUUAAUGCAUAACAUUAACAUUUCAUAUCUAUCUAAUCAGCCCUAAACGUCCAUCCUUGGAUAUAGGCCUCCUCUUCCUUCUUCCAUGCCUCUCUAUCUUGGGCAAUUUGCAUCCAUUUUGACUUAGUGUGUUUCUUCAGGUCAUCUGACCAUCGCAUCUGUGGCCUUCCUAUUUUUCGUUUGUGGUUCCAUGGUCUCCAGUGUAUAAUCAUCUUAGUCCAUCUUUCAUCCUUCUGCCGUAGGGUGUGUCCGGCGAACUUCCAUUUAAGCUUUGCUACUUGGGUAGAGACGUCCUUCACUUUUGUUUUGUUACUGAUCCAUUCGUUUCUUUUCCUGUCUGAUAAUUUAAUGUUCAGCAUUUGUCUUUCCAUGGCUCUUUCUGUCUUUGCUAUUUUUUCCAUAUUCUCUUUUGUAAACGUCCAUUUCUGAGAGCCAUAUAUUAAAACAGGGAGUAUACAUUGAUUGAAGACUUUUGUUUUUAGGUACUGCGGGUAUUUUCUGUUUUUUAUAAUAUAAGACAGUUUUCCGAAUUAUGCCCAGGCCAAUCUUAUUCUUCUCUUUAUUUCUUCGGUCUGAUUUUCUUUAUUUAAUCUAGUGAUUUGUUCUAGAUAUGUAUACUCUUUUACUUGUUCUAUUCUUGUUUGUGCCACUGUAAUUACUAGUUCUUCUUGUUGAUUGGUCAUGGUUUUUGUUUUACUGUAAUUCAUCUUCAGUCCUAUCUUUGUCGAUUCUCUAUCUAGUUCUUCCAUCAUUCUUUGUGCUUCUUUCUGCUAUUAAUACAAUAUCAUCAGCAUAUCGUAAGUGAUUCAGAUAUUGCCCGUUUAUGUUUAUACCCAAACCAUCCCAGUGCAGUUGUUUGAACACAUCUUCUAGCGCUUGGUUGAACAGCUUGGGCGAGAUGGUAUCUCCUUUUCUUACUCCUCGGUUUAUUUUAAUAGGCUCCGUUUGUUUCAUUAGCUUAAUAGUUGUUGUUGCCUUAUUAUAUAUAUUUGUAAUAACAUUUCAUAACAAAAUUAAAUUUAAAAAUCAUAUUUUAAACAAAACGUACCUAGUUGAAUAGUUGAUUUUUGUAAAAAAUCAUAGGUGGUCAUAAUAAUAUGGCCAGGGACUGUAGGUCUCAGCCCCCUGCCCUUCAAUAUAAUAUUAGAUGAGAAAAAACCAGUGAUAAAUCAGAUAUAUUCCAAACUUUUAUGGGAUACAGAAAUCUACAACCAUGAAAAUGGAGUGUGUCUGAUACGCUGACUAUAAAUUUCAUACUGAUGGCAAAUACUAUCUUGUGCUAAUCUUCUCUAUCUUGUGCUAAUCGUAUAAAUUUGUUAGCCUUCCUGAUUUCGAGCCGUUGGCGUAAGUUACGCAGUCAAGAGAACUUCUUUCGUCCGAUGCCUCGUUUUCCUUCCAUCUUUUCUUUAACGAUCAACUGCAGAAAACCAUACUUAUCGCUUCUAAAGAUAUGGUCAAACUAAGUAUCUUUUCUGUAAAUAAGGAAAAAAUAAAUAUUUUAAUUACAUAUUUAGUUAUCAGAAAAAACCAACCUGCCGGACUAUAGCUUAAAGCAGAACUACCAAAACCUACAAAUCUGACCUAUUCCACUAAGGCACUAAAUCUUUUACUUAACCUAUACAUGAGUAUAGUAAAAAACAACAAUUGCUGCAAUUGUAACUUACGCCCUUGAAAAUAGACGAUUCGUGCGUUUGACAAGUCAAACACAGUUUAUACAAACAUUAUACAACAGUUUAUAAAAUUAUAUUUUUUAUCCCAUAAAUAAAAAUUUUAUUAUAGCUCCAAUAUUUAAACCACAAAAAGGAACGCAGUCAUUUAUUGAGUCGUUAAUUUGUCAUUUAUAUUAUAAUUAAUUAAAAAAUAUGAACAAUAAUUCAAGAAGGUUGUAGUUGGAGUUGAAAAAACCUAUAAAAAUCCGUACUAAAUAUUUUAUGUUUAAAUAAUAUUAGUUAACAAGAUUUUGAUGUUAAUAAGAGCAUAAAUACAGGGUGUGAUAAAAAGGUAAGUCAUAAUUUAAAUCACAUAUUCUGGGAUCAAAAAUAGUUCGAAUGAACUUAACUUUCUUUUUCUUAGUACGAAUGUGCACAUAAAAAAAGUUACAGCCGUUUGAAUUUACAAAAUGGACAUGUGGCUUUCUUAUGGUAGGAACGUCUUUAAAAAAAAUAACAGUGACAUUUGUGCACUCCAAAAAAAUUUUAUAGGGGUAACAGUUUUUGAUAUUAUUGAAAAAAAUCGAUUUUUAUUUGGUAACUUUAAAGAGCUGUAACUUUUUUAUGUGCACAUUUGUUAGGUUAGGUUCAGUCGAACUAUUUUUGCUCCCAAAAUAUGAUGUGAUUGAAUUUAUGACCUACCUUUUUGUUACACCGUUAGAAUUGUCGUAACCCACUGCUUUUGAGCUGUAAAAAUGUAAUGUAGAUUAUAGAGUAGUCACACCUAAUACUUAAAUCCCACUUACUGCUGUGAUAGUAGACUUAUUUGUAAGUUUAUAAAACUUUUAUGCAUA
Diabrotica virgifera virgifera (western corn rootworm) is the source of this 9161-nucleotide messenger RNA. It is a transcript of the gene Zip48C, whose product is annotated as zinc transporter ZIP11. Gene Ontology annotation, molecular function: zinc ion transmembrane transporter activity. Bases 299 to 1339 code for a protein of 346 amino acids. The transcript has 7 exons. Gene Ontology annotation, biological process: zinc ion transmembrane transport. NCBI's taxonomy places the organism in Eukaryota, Metazoa, Arthropoda, Insecta, Coleoptera, Chrysomelidae. Gene Ontology annotation, cellular component: membrane. The record is from RefSeq and is a predicted model, not a curated record.